Capsicum annuum is the source of this 741-nucleotide messenger RNA. Its product is annotated as putative receptor-like protein kinase At3g47110. Lineage: Eukaryota; Viridiplantae; Streptophyta; Magnoliopsida; Solanales; Solanaceae. Gene Ontology annotation, molecular function: protein binding. The transcript has 2 exons. The record is from RefSeq and is a predicted model, not a curated record. The annotation marks the transcript as partial.
AUGGAGAAAGCCUUCUGUUCUUUUCUCUUAAUAGUACUCUUGCUGCUUCACUACGUUAUGGCUAGUUCAGCCAUGACCCAAACCAACAUUACCACUGAUCAAUUAGCUCUUCUCUCUUUGAAAUCUCAAAUCAUUUCCGACCCCUCUAACUUCUUGGAUGAAAGUUGGCCUCCCGCUACAUCCGUUUGUCAUUGGGUUGGAGUCACUUGUGGCUCUCGUCACCAGCGAGUGAAGUCCUUGAAUCUUUCCAACAUGGCACUUACAGGCAGAAUUCCCCGGGAAUUUGGAAACCUCACAUUUCUUGUAUCUAUUGACUUGGAAAGCAACAAUUUCCAGGGUAAUUUGCCUCAAGAAAUGGCACGCUUGCGCCGACUUAAGUUUCUUAGGUUAAGUUUCAACAGCUUCAGCGGGGAGGUUCCUUCUUGGUUUGGGUUUUUACACCAACUUCAAGUUCUAAAUCUUAGGAAUAAUAGUUUCACUGGUUCCAUCCCUUCUUCAUUUUCUAAUAUAUCCACCCUUGAGACUUUGAAUCUGAAAUUCAAUUCCAUAGAGGGUCAUAUCCCUGUGUCUCUCUCGAACGCCUCAAGAUUGGAGAAGUUAGAAUUAUCUUACAAUUCACUUCAAGGAGACAUUCCAGAAGGGAUCGGCAAUCUUCACAACAUGAACUGGAUCGAAUUCAUUGCAUUUACUGGCAAUAGCUUAUCAGGAAGUCUUCCCAAUGGUUUAUGCAAUGGUCUCCCA